GUUCUUGGGAAGACGUUGAGAAUUAGAGUUAAAUCAGCAACAAAGACAGAUCGUUUGGCUUAAAUGAAGCAGGAAAUCGGGCAGUGUCUGCCAGUCAGAGGAAUCCCGUGGCUUCCUUAAAUGACACGCUGACUUCGCAAUCACAAAACUCUCCACCCAGAUCUAGAGGAGCUCAGUUAAGCGGUGUUCCAUCCCAAGAGUAGCACUUAAGACUGGGAAAAGACGCCGUGGCACAACGUUAGCCUGGGACCUCUUGGGCAUAACUGGAGUGCACUUUGUUGAACACGCGGAAUACAAAAUAACUGUACACAAUUGGUUAAAUUGUGGCACAAGUCAAAUAAUCUGCAUGUGUGUGUAACCACACGUCGGGUUUUGCUUAUCGGUAACGUUAAGUCAUCGCCAACUUCGGAAUUUACUAACUGAACUGUGGACAUUUGUCGGGAAAAGCAAGCACAGCCGAAGUUCUUUUUUAAAGGAAUUUACCACAAUUAUUUGACCAUCGUCGAAUGGACCAACAUCCCAGCACCCGGACCUGCCCCAGCCGCGCAACUGCGUCUUGUGAGGUCGUCCCCAGCGAGCCCUCCAUGAAUUUGCAGAUCCAGUCUACAACCGGUACCCGUUUCGAGCUCUCCCUUCCGCUGGAAGAGACGGUGGAAGGACUGAAACGAAGGCUCUCGCAACGGCUCAGAGUUCCCAAGGAACGACUCGCUCUGCUACACAAGGAAACGCCCUUAAAUUCAGGAAAACUCCAAGACUUUGGAAUCUCUGAUGGGAGCAAGUUAACACUGGUCCCAACAGUGGAAGCAGGAUUAAUGUCCCAAGCGUCUAGACCCGAACAGUCCGUAAUGCAGGCUUUGGAGAGUUUGACAGAAACACAGGUCAGUGACUUCCUGUCUGGGCGGUCUCCGCUGACCCUGGCCUUGCGUGUGGGAGAUCACAUGAUGUUCGUCCAGCUGCAGCUGGCUGCGCAGCAGUCCGGCGGGCAGCAGCUGCACCACCGGCACCUCAUCGCCCGGGGCGGGGCGGGGGCAAGCGCGACGGGGGCGUCCGUGGGGGUGCCCGGGAGCGGCAGCGGGCACGUCCGGGUGCCCCCCCACCUGCACCGCGUCCCGGCUUCCCCCACGGGCUCGCCUGCCUUCCCCGCUGCCGCUGCUGGCACGGCCCAAACCCGUAUGGUGCCCCCCUCCUACCCCGCCCCUUCCACAGCCCAGUCCGUGCCCCCUCCUCGGCCCUCCACGCACCCCUCCGGACUGCCCCGCCCGCAUCACCCCUCCUCUCCGUGCCCCGGCGCCCAGAGCCCCCCGUCUGCCUCUUCCUGCCCGGAGAUUGACUGCCGUACACAGAGCCCCUCUGGCAGCUCCGCCCCCAGCUCUCGGUCCCGCAAACCCGGCGCCGUCAUCGAAAGCUUCGUCAGCCACGCCCCCGGAGUCUUCUCAGGGACUUUCUCAGGCACUUUGCACCCCAACUGCCAGGACAGCAGCGGUCGCCCCAGACGGGACAUCAGCACCAUCCUGCAGAUCCUCAACGACCUCCUGAGCGCCACCCGCCACUACCAGGGCGUGCCCCCGUCCCUCACCCAGCUGCGCUGCCAGACGCGGUGCGGCCCCACCUCGCCCCCGCCCUCCCCGCCCCUCUCCCCGUCGGCCGAGGGCAUCGCCGGCCUGUGCGCCAACGCUACCUCCGUGCCCACGGUGCAGUGCCAGAGCCAGAUCCGCAUGUGCAAGACGACCGGUGACCGCCUGCGGCAGACGGAAAACCGCGCGACACGCUGCAAGGUGGAGCGUCUGCAGCUGCUGAUGGAGCAGAAGAGGCUGCGGCGGAAGGCCCGGCGUGACGCCCGCAUGCCCUACCAGUGGCUGCCCAACCGCAAGUCUGGCCGCAGCAACAGCAACAGCAGCCUGUCCAGCGACGGCUCCUCCCUUGACCUGGACUUCGAGGACUCCGUGUGGAAGCCGGACGUCAAGGCCGACAUGACCUCCGAGUUCGUCAUGGCGUAACGGGGGCGCGGGAGAGCGCGGAGCCAUGGACGACAGGGGCGACGAGAGGAAGGAGCGGGAACGGGCCGAAGCCUUUCCGGCACCCGUCUCCGCAAAGCCCAGCACUGACUCUAGCGUUACGCCUCUAUAUGGAAACCGUAAAAUGGUUGAUUGUGUUUGAACUUCGGCGGUGGCCUUGAAAGACUCCAAAACUAAGUAUAAAAAAGACCCAGAAACAUUUACUGACUCUCCAACGUGGAGUAUGGUUCCAGACUUCAGUGCUGUUCUUUUUCUUUUUUUGGUCUGAACCGUGGUGGAUAUCUGAACAGGACUGUAUGUUUAGGCGUUUGUGCUGCAGACAGGGGGGAGAAGCCUCCUCUGGGACAGCCCCUAAACUUUUUAAACGGGCAUUUUAGGUCUCUCAUUCACCAAUCAGAAUUAAGGAAAUUGCUGAAGUUUUUUUUUGUUUGUAUGUUCCUUUUCCUUUUGUAUUUUUUUUGGGAAACAGAUAUGUAGCAAUGUUCACAAAGCAUUCAGGUUUUCCAAAAAUGGACAAAACGUGUUUUUGCACAUUUUUACAUUCUUUUGUUUUUUUUUUUUCCCCCCCAAGACAGCUGGGUUUCAUUGUGGCUUGAGGGGGAAUGAGGAAGUACUAAA
Molecule: messenger RNA, 2633 nt
Organism: Megalops cyprinoides (Indo-Pacific tarpon)
Lineage: Eukaryota; Metazoa; Chordata; Actinopteri; Elopiformes; Megalopidae
Product: midnolin-like
Exons: 9
Coding region: 507-1997 (496 amino acids)
Cellular component (GO): nucleus
Molecular function (GO): protein binding
Source: RefSeq, a predicted model, not a curated record